Messenger RNA from Porites evermanni, 7048 nucleotides. The record is from the annotation of a GenBank genome assembly. Lineage: Eukaryota; Metazoa; Cnidaria; Anthozoa; Scleractinia; Poritidae.
AUGUCUCGUAACGGGGGUAGAAACAUCUAUAGCAGGAUUCUAGAGGAAGAAACAGGAAAUAAAGUUCAGGAUGUACCCUUACGUACAACAUGUACAUUUGGCUGGGUUACCAGUAGACUGGGUCUUAAUCAGAAGUCAUGUGAUGAAUUUGUUCCAGGGCAACAUUCAACCUGUCAGAACUCGGAAAAUAUGCGUCGCGCGUGGAUUAAACGCGAGCGAGAGGCUUUUUCCCGCGAAACUGACCCUCAGUUGUGGAAAGCUGUUUUAUCGUUUAUUUCUGGUGAAGAGUACAUGCGUGAGUUUUUGUUGCUUGUUAUCAUUGCGAGCGCCCGCAUUCUUCAGCCCACCAUGUUUGCCGCUGUCCUUAGUUCUGAGCCUGUUAUGCUGUAUGGCUCACCUCUACCGUGGAUUUGUGCCGUUACCGCUGGAUAUUGGCUUGCAGUCUCAUCCGAAGGUCUUGCACGGAGUCAUUAUUCCUUCUUUACGCAUCUGACAAGUACAUCGGUUAAAUCCGGUCUGAGUGGUUUGCUGUAUGAAAAGGUAUAGUGAAACGCCCCUUCAUGCCUCCGCCUCUUAUUACGACUAUGAUCCGAAACGGAAACGGGCACUCAGGAUUUUCGUUGUUAAUUCCAUCUUUUUUCGUUGUCUUAAAUACUUUUUUCCCUUUGAUAAGCUAGAAGCAAAGAAAGCAAGCCCAGAAAAUUUUUUGGAAGUAUGAUUUCAUUCAUGUAAUGGAAGAUUUUCUUUUCUGUUAAUUUCUGUAUGGUAUGAUUUUCUUCAUGAAUAUUCAUUGCUCCGUGACACUGAUAUGUUUGAUAGGUGUUGCGACUCAAAGAGACCGACUUAGCAGAUUACACGACAAGUCACCUCAUCAACUUGAUAUCAAAAGAUUUGGAACCGAUUGAUCAGUGUUCACAACUCGUGCCAUUCCUCCUCACCGCCCCUGUGGAGCUCGUAGUAUUCUCUAUACUGUUGAGUGCGCUGAUUGGCUGGGAAUCAGUUAUGGGGAUCGUUUAUAUGUUAGUGUGCACUCUCCUACGCUGUGGCAUCGGCAGAGUUUAUAGAAAACUUCGACAACAUACCGUGUUUUUCAUGGACCAUCGGCUUCGCCUCCUCAGUGAAAUACUUUCUGGCAUUCGAGCUAUCAAAAUAAACGCCUGGGAAGGAGUUUUUAAGCGACUUAUCAAGGAUAUUCGAAGGUUGGUAUUUAAUACUCGGUACCUUUUACCGCUGUUUACUCAAAAAUAAAUUCUCUGAUUCGUGAAAACCAGCUGAAAAGUAAAAUUGGACAGUAAAAUGAUAUUUUCCCGGUCCCAAGCGGAAAAAUGCACGUGACUCAACAUAUUAUUAUUGUAUUUUUCCCAUAUUAGAAAGCUGUAAGCAAGCACUUUUUUUUAGCAAAUGAUUGUUCAUGUAUUCACAACCUAUUUUUCUUUGAAGGAAAGAGCUGCAUCACAUCAAAAGAAAAGCUUUGGUUCUUGGCUCCCUGUUAUCCGUUCAACAUGCUGUUCCGAUCAUCAGCUCGCUUGUUUCCAUAGCAACGCUGUCACUGCGUGGAAAAGACCUCAACGCCAUUAAUAUGUUUUUGAUUAUCUUAACGAUGUAUAUUCUUGAUUCCUCCUGUGGUGAAUCAUUUGUCAAAGGAGUAGAGGCACUUGUAAGGACCCUCGCUCGCCUCAGGAGAAUAGAACAGUUUCUGCUUUUGGACUUCCCAGUUAACUCAUUCGUGGAAAACACUACUCGUCGUCCGGAGCAUAGAUUAAACAGGAGAGGUAGAUCACAUUCACACUCCGAUAACGUGACUCAUCAUAGUGGAAUCAGUCCCUCAGAUAAAUCACCUUAUCUUUCAUUACGCAGUGUUUGCUGCGAGGGUGAAUAUGGGCUUACUGAUAUCGAACUCAAUUAUAUAACCUGCAGUUUUGAAGGCCCUCAACUUGUGACCAUCACAGGGCCCCCUAAGGCAGGGGCUGGUACGUCCUUGUUACUUGGAGCCAUACUUAAGGAAGUACCACUGAUUCAAGGCAGUGUAGUUCACGAUGGAAAGAUAGUGUACGCUGGGCAGAAGCCUUGGAUAUUUUCUGGAACUCUUCGCGAAAAUAUCCUUUUUGGAGAUCCAUAUAACGAGGAACGUUUCUUGGCCGUAAUAACAGCAUGCAAACUAAAGGAAGAUAUAGCAGUCUUGCCCAGUGCAGAAAACACGUACAUUGGUGAAGGCGGAAGUGAAUUGACUCUCGGACAGCGGCAACGUAUAAAUCUAGCACGCGCGGCCUACUCGACUGCUUCAAUAAUCUUAUUGGACGAUCCAGUCAGUCACGUUGGCACUUUACUAGAAAAUCAAAUAUUUGAUGAUUGCAUCGAAGGUUUUCUAGCACCUCGCUUAAAACUAUUGGUCACACGUCGAGAACUUUUCCUUGCUCGAUCUCCUCGCGUGUUAUUCAUGACAAAUGGGAUUAUUGUAAGAGAAGGAUCUUUUGCUAAGAUUAAAGAGGCAGGUGAUGAUCUCUCUUGGCUAACAAACAGCGACAACGAGAAAGAAAGUGAGGAGAAGGCAUUUAACGAACCACAGUCUAAAAGAACCCAGUCAGUUGACAAGGACCCAGACAGUGAUGAAACUAAUGAAAACGAAGGAUUUACUGUUUACUUAACAUAUGCUAAGCAAGCAGGAUUCUUCCCACUGCUGUUAGUUAUUGGAUUAAUAUUGGUGCCUGCACCUGGAGGUAUGUAUCACUCUACCCUGAGGGUAGGGGGUUGGGGGAGCUGUUGCCUGUGCACAUCAUUUGCGUCACACCAGAGGGUAAAAUGAUUGAUUGAUUGAUUGGUUGGUUGAUUAAAGAGUUAUUGGAUACAAGCGUUAUGUUUGCGCAACGCCAGGAGGAGUUCUCGCCCCUUAGAAAUUUGGUUUUAAAAGUUUCAGACAGUUCCAGCAAUGUGGUGAUAAUUAAUAAAGGCUUUCUAGGUUCGUGUUAUGCUAUAGCGUACACACACACACACCUCACUGGCCGAAAAUUACUGGUUUGAGUGAGGCUAGGAAGUGGGCUGUCCAGAUGGAAGAGUCUGGGCCUCAAACGCUUUUAUCAGCACCACUGAAAAGCAGUCAGCUCAAAAUUUGAGUAGCACCCAUAAAUCGAAGCUUAACUACAAAUCACUGCAAAAUACUUUUGAUACGAAUAGUUGUGCAACUGAAAAGUUAGAACCACCUCGUACAUCACUACCGCAUGAAAAAAUUGUUCGUCACUUGGAAAUUGACUUGACCAUUUUUUUUUGGUGUAUUUAUUGUUCCUCUCUCUUUUCUCUUUCAGCCAUCCUCGCGGCCCUCGGGCUUUGGUUUGCACGAAUUGCGGGCCUAUCACUGGAAAACCAGCAAGAUCUUGUUCACUUUCACACGGCGACAGUCCUUGUAGGAGCGUUUCUGCUGUUGCUGCUUAUAAGAGCUUCUUUUCUAUUUCUGUGUGGGCUCAGAUCCUCUAAGAGAAUACAUAAGAAAGCGAUAUCGUCGCUACUGAAGGCACCUGUUCAACUCUUUGAGCCAGACAAGCAGGUAUGGCUCGAGAAAGAUUGACAAAUUUGAAAUACGAACUUACACGAUAACAAAGUUUGUAUAUUUUGAGUUUCACUCAGCAUAUCAACGAUUCAGAUAAUUGGCUUAAAAGCUCUUUAGCGUCAUACCCACCCUUAGGUGCAACAAGGUUUCUGUGGUUAUAAUCUUUUUGUGCCAAAAAUUUGAAGAAUUUCUACAACUAAAACAUCGAGAAAGCAGCAUGGCCGUGUGGAUUUUGGUGCUACAUGUCACUAGCUGAAAAUCUUUCCAGCAUUCUCGAGUUUAACUCUUAUUCACCUGCCUUUGUAAAAAGCCCAUAAUUUGUCAAACCCCGAGGCGUAAAUCACCUGAUCCCUGCCCAUUUUAGUCAUGACGUCAUCAGCGUUCAUGCUUUGCAAAAAAGACGGACAAACUACUACAGAAGUGGGUAUUUGGUUUGGGUAAGCGAGAUGCAUAAAUAGUACGCAUUCUAGUUUCAAUUGCAACUGAUCAAUCGUGAGGUAUUUUACCAAUUCUGUCUGACAGUGUGUCAACACAAAGUAACCGUCAUAGAGUGUACGGCUCAAUGUAAUACCGUCGAUGUGUCAUGCUUUUAACACAGGGAAAAUUGCUAAAGACGUUUUCCAAAGACGUGGAAUGUCUGGAUGAGAAGCUCCCUCUUGACAUCCUACGGUUUCUCCAUUCGGUUAUUGAACACAUUGCAGCUGUUAUAAUCAUCAAGAUCACCACUCCAUGGGCGAUACUUGCCGCUGUUCCCGCUGCAAUCAUUCUGUUGCUGUUGGGCAGGUAUUAUCUCUGCUUAGAGCGAAGAGCAAGAAACCUUGAGAGCAGAAGUUUAAACCUUUUCCUGACCCAUUUUUCUGAUACAAUUGCCGGAGCGGUCACGAUCAGGGCUUACCAGAAGGAAAUAAACUUCGAAAAUGAGUUUUACAGGUUAGAUCACCCCCCUUUUCCAUGAUUUUUCAUAAUAGACCUUUUUACCGAUACGGUGGCCAUAUUAAAUUAAUUCGAUUUAAAGAGUAUUAUCGGAUGCCCAGGGGGGCAUGAACAAGAUCCGUUGUACUCGCUUAGUAUUAGAAAUAUGGUUUUUUACUGUAUAUUUCUCGGGAAAAAGGCGAUCAUUAUUUCAUCCUAACACGGCACAACGAUCUUUUUUUCCAUUAGAAUUUUAUUCUGAAAGAAAACUUUAAGGUAAAAUCCCCCGAAAGGCGCUCGUAAAUACUAAACGGAAUGCGCUCAUGCCUCCCUGGGCAUCCCAUGAUACUCCUUAAAUCUAACUUGUUCAAUAUGGCCGCCUUAUUAGUAAAAAGGUCCAUUCUUAUGCGCAGUGAUAACUUAACAAAAGUAAAAAAACCGACAGUAUCUGCAGUAUGCUUUUUCCACUGUUUUUAGUCGAAUUCGUUCUCCCUAACUCUUCGUAAACACCUGAUGAUAAUGAACUGCAGCACGUCUAUAAAACCCGCAACUCAAAAUAUGUGGACCAAAAAAUACUUUAUAUAAUUAUAUUACAUAAUGUAUAUUUUUUAGGUUAUAUGAUCAGUACACGACUGCAGUAUGUAUGAGGUCAGCGGCUGAGCAGUGGUUAGCACUGAGACACUUGUUAGUGACGUCACUAUUUAUGUGCUUAGCUACCGUCAUCGUUAUCUUCACCAGCGACAUAAGUAAGUAAAUCUAGGUCAGUAAGUGGACUGAAGGAUGUGUUCUUUCCCGAGACAACUCAACUCUUUCUCUCACCCAAAGUGUACACAUGAGUACCAGUGAGUGUAUACAUGAGUACCAGGGACUGGCGUGCACCCCGGGGCAUGUUUGUUUUGUUCUCCCAACACAGAUCAUGUGAUAUUAUCCCGAAGAAAUGUUUCUUUCAAAUUUCGUCUCAUUCACGUGCACAUGUACGCACAAUUUAUGAAAAGGCGAAGAGUUUCCUCGAGAACAUCAUAUGACCUACCUUACUUAGCUAGUGUUAAGAUCAUGCGCAAACAAAACAUACGUGAGUGCCCAGUGCCCGCCCUCAAGUAGCCUGCGUUGAAGACUACGUAAUCUAACCCCGGUUAGUAACGUUUGCGAAGCAGCGCCAACAUCCUUGUUCUGGGCUCCCAACGGACACUAUGAAUUACCGGAAAUGCGUUUCGAAAUUUCCCUUCAACCUGAAUGGCAAAUUGACAAUGGUUUUUCAGCCGGCCAAUCACGGCGCGUUCUCUAGUACAUAGAUGGGGGGCGGUACUUUUGUUCGCCAUACUAUGUAGUUAAACAAUCUUCACCCAAGCUAGGGCUCUCACUUCUGCGCAUGACCACCAGGGAGAUAAGCAGUGUCAGUUAAAACAGUGUCAGGAGCGUAAGCAGUGUGGUCGAGUAUGGCGCGAAGUAAUACUACAAACGCCAAGUCCACGAUAGAGUUGUAUUCAGUGACCUCUGCUAUCAAAUUAUUAUAGUCCCUUUUAAAAACAGUGUUUCAUGGCUAGGCUUGAAUGUACAUUCGGCAAUUCCGAGAGACUAUUCAUAGCAAUAUGUUUGCCCCACAGAAAUUGAGAGGCCUGCAUACACCUCGAAUUUAAUCUUUUUGCAGGAACUAAAGCUAUUUUAUGUUUUGCUUCUCCUUUUUUAGCUCUUGUAGCACUAUCAUUAACGUACGAUAGACAGCUGGUUGUAGGAAUCGCUUUGAUUCCGAUCCUCUUUACUGAUAUUGAGCAGGGCAUGGCGUCAACGGCAAGACUCUUCAGUUACUUUGACCUCCAUCCCGAAGUCGGUUACGAUAAUAUCACGAACACUCCCGAAGACUGGCCGAGUAAAGGUUCUGUGAGCGUCAGUGAUGGUAUAAUGGCGUACACCCCUGGUCGGCGAAUGUCUUUCCAAACAUUGACUCUGUACAUGGCACCAGGUGAAAAGAUCCUUGUCAUAGGUGAAAGAAAUGCCAACAAAAUUUAUCUUGUGGAUAAUAUGCUGCUUUUAAACGAAUCACGCCAAGAAGUGCUAGUGGAUGAAAUAGCAUUAAAAUUAGUCAACCUUCAAAAAGCGAGGCGUGUCUUCAGCGUGGUUCAGCGAGAACCAUUCGUAUUCACGGCCUCUCUUAGAACCAACCUAGACCCAGAAGGAAUCCAUGAGGAUAAAAAGCUAUGGAGUGCUCUGGAAGCUGUGCAGAUGAAAGAUUAUGUACAGCAACUCCCCAGGCAGUUAGAUUACAUCAUGACUCAGCCAUCGUUCUUUACAUAUUCUCAACUGGUGCUCUCGGCCAUUGCCCGCGUUCUUCUGCAGAUGAGGCGUAUCGUUAUUUUUGACGAAAUCAUGUCAAAUGUCAACUUAAGCACGUUACGAAUGAUACGCAAUGUCUUGAAGAAGCAGCUAGGUUAUUGCACGGUGAUCACUGUUGAAUAUAAACCUAUCAGUCUUGAAACAGUUUUAUGUCACGACCGUGUAGUUGUUAUGGAGGGAGGAAGAAUUGUUGAAAUGGAUGAUCCGCGAGCUCUGCUUGAGCGACAAGAUAGUCUGCUGUCGGCGUUUCUGAUACAAAGCUAA